AUGCCCAGAAAGACGCCACGCUGUACCACCAUCCGGAGAUUCCAGUUGGAGGGACGUGUCGACGUGGCAGCCCCUCCCUCCCCUGCCCGAAGAGAUCGCGAUUCUGGUCUAUACACCAAGUUGAUCGCCCGAGAAAUGCUCAAAGUACAGGCCCUGGAGCGGGAAGUAGCCAUCAUGGAAGAGGCCCUAGCCAAAGACUUCGCCGUGGCCGAACGCAAUGAGGCCCGACUCCGCGAACUGGAGCGACCCUCUACUCUGUCCAACUCAAGGUUGCAAGAUGAUGUCAAAAAGUUGUCUGAAGCCAUAGUGGCCAUUUGUGCCUACAGAUACUUCACCCCAUCCUUUGAUUCGGUUGCCUUCAACACUGUGGUGGCCAGCCUGCUCCGAGGGUGCCGUGAUAUCGAUCCUCGCAUGGAGACUCUAUACCGGACAGCGACGCGAAAGUCGGGUGGACCAACCGCUGGUCUCGAGAUCACUCGACCCCCUGAAGAACCCCCGGUUCGAACCCCGGAGGCGCCAGUUCUCCGAGCCGCAUUGAAAGUCAUUGAUGAGGAAGCUGCUCGAAAUUCUAACAUACGUACUGCCUUGGAGAAGGGAUUCGCAUUAGUUAUGAAGCGCAAGGCACCAGAUCUGGAUGAGAAGACUGCUAUGGAGGCUUUCACUAGGGCCAUGGAACAGGGUCAGGCCCACCCAGAACAUGAAGUUCGGCAUCUCCUUAAAAUGUGUACGGUAACCCAUCUCAAUGAUAACCCAAUAGGGAUAGGCCCAGGGGACAACCCUUCGUUGGUACCACCCGAGAACCUCAACCAUCACCCUGAACGGCUUGGUCUAGUCGAGCCCGUUGAGAGACUGGAUCAACUUGCGCACGCUCGGGGGCCUGGUCCGGUCCAUCCUGUGGGGAAGGAGCCUGAUCAGGUCCACCCUGUGGAGAGGGGUCCUGGUCCGGUCCAAUCUAUGGAGAAGCUUGGCCCGGUCCACCCUGUCGAGAGGGGGCCUGGUACGGUCCAUCCUGUGGAGAGGGGGCCUGGUCCGGUCCACCCUGUGGAGAGGGGGCCUGGUCCGGUCCACCCUGUGGAGAGGGGGCCUGGUCCGGUCCACCCUGUGGAGAGGGGGCCUGGUUCGGUCCACCCUGUGGAGAGGGGGCCUGGUCCGGUCCACCCUGUGGAGGAGCUUAGUCAAGUCGGGUCUACAGAGAGGUUAGAUCCGGUUCCGCAACAUCACGAUGCCCCAUUACCAUCGUCCAAACCGAGUGAUCACUCAGUACCAGUGGGUGGUCCACCCGUGGCCCAUGCCCAUCAGAAUCAGGGAGCUGAUCUUGGUCCAGCACAUGACACCUCUCCCAGUCCGGCAAAGAAGGGUCGAGCCGCUUUCAAGCGGGCAUCUGCGGUUACUAAGACACGUGGUGAUGGACCGCCCCUCACGCAGGGACAUGCCGUACCCAAAUCAGCUGGUCCCAUGGGCUUCAAAAAAGCCAAAGGGCCUUCGGCUGGGGUUCGAGCCCCUCAUACCGACCAAGCUAAUUCUGGACUUGAGCCUCCUGGCCGGGUCAUGUUUGGUCGUCGAGACACUGCUGCUACUGUGGGCCAGCCUGAGCAGGUGGUCCACAGUGAGCACCACAGAGUUGAGGGAGGUGGAGUGGUCACAACCGAUGUGAAUUAUUACCACAAUAUGUUCAUAUACCAGAAAAUGGAAGUAUUUGGUCCUGACAAUGACCACCAUGGUAAGGGCUUGGUGUGGCCUCAAGUGUACAGAUAUCCGGAAGCUCAGCCCCCACCAGUCAUUGAGUCCCCGAGGGAAAGUGGCAACCGGCCAGUGACACCUCCUACUGAGGCCCAGUCGGCUGACCAUAGUGGCUCAGAGAGAAGUGUUGGACCUAGGGUUCCUGCUGUGCGCCCAAGGCCCCCAAUACCGCAAGUACGGAGGGUCAGUCGAGGACAUGAGCCGGCCCGGCCCACUCCGGUAGAGACCACGGUCUCUGAAACCGCUGGUCCGGUCCCCGCGGAGUUACCAUCUAGAGAGGAGCUUGUUGUACCCGUGAAGGAAGGACCAACCGAAGUCAGUCCAGAUUCUGUCGUAAACGAGGCUUCGGACCAUCGGCUCCAACCUAAGCAUGGUCCUGUCGAAGGCCCACAAGGGCAAAGAGUAAUACAUAUGAUGAAGCAUGAGGUCGAGGAAAUUACCGGUAUUGGCGAAUUGUGGUCAAGUGACUCGUCGUUGAGUGACGAUGCCGAGGCCAAGCUGGCCAAGAAGGGCUUCCGAGCCCAGGCUGAUGCCAAGAAGGUACCAUGCAAUGUUGGGGCAUGCUCCGGGUUAUUUCUCGAUGAGUUCAGGCUCUUGGGAUUGGCAUGA
Messenger RNA from Perkinsus marinus ATCC 50983, 2349 nucleotides. RefSeq lists its product as hypothetical. The coding region runs from base 1 to 2349 and encodes 782 amino acids. NCBI's taxonomy places the organism in Eukaryota, Perkinsozoa, Perkinsida, Perkinsidae. The record is from RefSeq and is a predicted model, not a curated record. The transcript has 16 exons.